AUGGCCACUCCCGGAACACAGUAUAUGAUGCAAGCUGGUCUUGCAACUGGCAUGUCCGCAACUGCGGGCAUGCACUCACCGCAUCUACGACCUGUAGAUCCCAAUCUCAGCGACCCAGCCCACGUACUCCCAUCCGACCUCGUGCCCAACUCACAGACGCGGAUGGCCCUGCACGGCUGCGGUGGACAGGACGUUCUAAUCCCGUACCUGAGCAUCGGCGCCUGGUCCUGGGGCGACAAAGCAACAUUCGGGUAUAAGGCGACUCGGGAUCUCCCAAAGAUCCACGCAGCCUGGCAGAAACUCAAGUCAGUUGGACUCACCUUCGUGGACACAGCGCAAGCUUACGGCGACGGCGAGAGCGAGAGAAUCUGCGGGACGCUAUUCGAGGGUAUGCCUCGUGACUCAUUCGUCGUACAGACGAAAUGGCACUCCACAUCGACGAUCAAGAACACAAUUAUGCAAGCCAGUGGUCCGAAGAUGAUGCUCCAGGGCUCACUUGAUCGGCUGGGCCUGGAGUAUGUGGAUAUAUACCUCGUUCAUGGACCCAUCCACCCGGGCAAUAUCUCGACAAUCGCCAAGGGGUUAGCGGAAUGUAUGGAGUCUGGACUCACCCGCGCCGUCGGAGUCGCCAACUACAGCACGCAAGAAAUGAUCAAGAUGUCAGACGAGCUGGCCAAACACGGUCAUCCGCUCGGCGUGUCGCAAUGCGAGUACUCCGUCAUCCGUCGUCUUCCGGGGACAAGCGGGAUGAUCCGCGAGUGCAAGAGGCGGAGUAUUUGUUUCCAGGGCUUCGCUUCGUUAGCUGGGGGUCGGUUGUCGGGGAAAUAUUCGCGUUUCAACCAGCCUGGGCGGACGAUGCGGUUCAGUAGUUAUCCGAUGCACAUGCUCGAGCCAACGAUUGCCGUCCUCAAGGCUAUUGCAGACAAACACCGUGUGCCUGUUCCAGCUGUGGCGUUGAAUUACUCAAUCAAUAAGGGAGUCGUGCCUCUGGUUGGUAUUCGGAAUCCUGAACAGGCAGAUCAGGAUAUGCAGGCAUUGGGAUGGCGGUUGACCAAGGAGGAGAUCAAGCAGAUUGAGGAGGUGAGUCUAGAGGGUCAGACCUCUUCGAUGCUGCAACACGGUUAG
This is a messenger RNA of Penicillium manginii, 1125 nucleotides long. RefSeq lists its product as uncharacterized. The record is from RefSeq and is a predicted model, not a curated record. The transcript has a single exon. Lineage: Eukaryota; Fungi; Ascomycota; Eurotiomycetes; Eurotiales; Aspergillaceae. Gene Ontology annotation, molecular function: oxidoreductase activity. Bases 1 to 1125 code for a protein of 374 amino acids.